AUGCAGAGUGUGUUUGCCUAUGGACGUAUAUUUUCGCGAGCCGUAGCCAACGGCAUCUACACAGUCAGCACCGGUGGAGGAGGAGGUGGACAGCAGACGUCUCCAUCUUCUUCUUCGACGACAGCAGCAGCGAGUAGUACUCCGUCGUCAUCAUCGUCGUCGUCCUCGCCUCCCCCCUCUUCAUCUUCUUCUUCCUCUUCCUCUUCCUCUGAUGCCUCCUCCUCCUCCUCCACCUUCGUCGUAUCGAGUAGCAGGAGGCCUACGACGACCACCACCAGCAGGAAGAAGCUGAGGUUCCUGACGGCCGUCAGUGGCUUCCCGAAGAACAGGACCCUCGAGAAAGUCAAGCCUGGCAAGUUCGGCGACGACGCCUACUUCGUGGUCAAGCACGCCAAGGGCGACGUCAUAGAUAAGUUAAUACUGGCUGAAUUUUUUUAUAUUCCCAGAGAUAAGGGAACUGUUUCUGUGCCUGCAGUAGCUAUGAAAACAUCAUGCUGA
Messenger RNA from Macrobrachium nipponense, 498 nucleotides. RefSeq lists its product as uncharacterized. The transcript has 2 exons. NCBI's taxonomy places the organism in Eukaryota, Metazoa, Arthropoda, Malacostraca, Decapoda, Palaemonidae. Bases 1 to 498 code for a protein of 165 amino acids. The record is from RefSeq and is a predicted model, not a curated record.